UACCAGAUCACAUCCUAUCAUUCACCAUACCUAGCUAUCACACCAUAAAACCCCAUAUCACACCAUACCAUGGCCUAAAUUAUCAAAGCUAGGAUACAAAUAAUUUGCCUCCAGUUCAAGAAAAUAUAUCUGUUGUUGUAGGUUUCUGAUAUAUUCAUUCUCAAUUUUUGACAGUUCUCCAGUUGACAGCCCCAUCCUGGUACAUGAAAUGUAAAAAAAUACAGAAAAACUAGAGUAAACAGAACUUGAACAGGUAAGAUAUAGCAGCUGGAUGUGACUCAAAGGCCUAACAUGAAACACUUUUUAUUUUGCAAGCUUGAUUUCCCCUUCAUGGAGCAAGUCAACAAUUCAGGACAAAAUCUGUUUGUUUAUAAAUUAUGAAGAAUGCAACUACAUUAAUCCGAUUCAAUCUUUAAUUAUAUUCAAUAAUAUUUACAUGUUUUAAUGCAGUUUAACUACCAUAUUUAUGCAUGAUUUUUUACUAUAAACAUGUCCUUAAAACCUACAGCAAUACUGGAAAACAUGAAGCAUAAAUACACCUACUUUCUGCUCGUAUCAAACGAUGCAGCGAGGCCACGGCUUGAAGAAGUUCUAAGAUCUCUGCUACUAGACUUGAGCAAUGAACCAGGGGCGCUCUUUCGCAAAGGCGAAGCUAGCAAAAGAAGGAAAAAACCCAGAGCAAAAAUAUCAGUAAUGUAACCUUGUUUCUAAGCAUGGAAAAUGUAAAUAAACUUACUAGAUCGCUUUGUUUUUGACCGGCUAAAUGUGGCCAUUUUUCAAAAUUGUGCUGUGUUUUUCUCCAAAUGGCGUCGCCCGUUGCUAGGCAAGUUGGCACUGAUCUCUAAAUACUGAUGCUGAACAUUUUCGGCACUGACCUCAUUAUUCAAACUGGAGCUUUGAUACAUCUGGCUCUGAUCUAUAAAUUAUUAGCUGGAUGGCGGAAAACCUUUCCGGAAGUUAACCUGCGAUCAGGCGGGAGGAAGUGUUUCAAAUUUCAAAACAAAAACAAAACGUGUGUAAAAUGUGUAUUAGCCUAUCUGUUCGUCAAUUUGAAGUGUGAAACGCAUAUUUUUCAUACACAAACGGUUAAUUUUAUCAAAUUUAACAACGAAGAAAACAUUAAAAGGAAUAAAUUCAGUUGUCUUGUGUCAAUACUGUAUAAAGACGAAAGUAUAAAAAAUUUCUCUUUUGUCAAGGGUUGCAAAAUUUGUAAGUAUAUUGUGAUUUCUUCUGAACGAAUUUUGUUUAAUAUAGUGCUAGUUUAUGAAUUAUGCUCAUGCAUUUUGUGUAUAGUGUUGUAUAUAAAUUAUAAAAUAUAGGUAUCAUUGUUCUGAUAUAGCUUAAAUAUCGGACAAUUUGUAUUGUACUUGCACCAGCAGAUCAUCAUUUGCAUAUCAAACAAACUACAAUAUCUCAAGAAUGAGAAGCAAUAAUGAAAAGUUGUAAAUUAACUUAUUUUACAGUUUAGUGAGUUUUUUCCAUCCAAAUAGAUUCAAAUUUUAUACUGAUUGGAGGGGGGGGGGGGGGGGGGGGUCUAACACUUAACUGACACCCAACCAAUAUUGUACUAUAUCAUAUUUUUUUAGGUGUGAUAUAAUGUACCAGCAACCGCUAUGUCAACUUCACCUGAAAAUAUAAAUUCUGAAAAAACACCAUUACUGAAUAGUGAUAUUCACGAGUCCCCUCCAAUCACGAUACGAAGUGAUUCAAGAAAUUACCCAGGAACAUCAACAACAGAGAGUGUCACACCUUGUGCUAAGUAUGGAAAUGAAGAGGAUCUCACAAAGUCUACAAUACACAAUACCAGGAGAGCCAGGAGAAAAUUGAUCAUUGCUUGUGUGAUUUGUGUAUUUUUCCUGGUUGGAGAAUUUGUUGGUGGGUAUACAGCAUAUUAUCUUGUCUAACUAAUUAAUAAUUUAAUGAAUUAUUUCAAGAAAUCAAUGCUUAAUGAGAUGUUUUAUCCACAUGCACAAAUUAAAUUUUCCUGAUUUGCAUGUUAUUAAGCUUUUUCCAUGAUUUUCCAGUCACUCAUGUGAUUUCAUACUCCAUCUUAAAAGUGUUUUCUCUCGUUCUAGGAGGUUACUUGGCCAACAGUUUAGCAAUCAUCACAGAUGCUGCCCAUCUUCUUUCUGAUUUUGCCAGUUUUCUCAUUUCAUUGUUGGCAAUUUGGUUUGCGACACGGCCGUCCACGUCGAAAUUAUCUUAUGGCUGGCAUAGAGCUGGUAAGUUCAUUUAUUGAGAAGCAAGGGCAUAGUAUAUCACAUGGGUCAGCUUCAGAAAUCUUGACACUUACAGUAGCAAUCAAACAUCUCUCAAUUCUAUUUAUUUGCUUCCAAAUACAAGACUACUACAUAUAAUGAAAAGAAUGAACAUUAUUUUCUCAUUCUGAUAACUGCAAGUUGACCCCCAUCUGCUGCACGAUACUGCUUAGUGAUGCUAACCUAUACCAGCCGAAGAUGUGUAUAAAUUAACCAUCUUCACCUGUUCUAUUUAUAGAGGUGAUGGGUGCUAUAUUGUCAGUAUUGAUCAUCUGGGUAUUGACUGGUGUUCUGGUGUAUCAAGCAAUUCAACGAAUCAUUAGUGGUGAACACCAUGUUAAUGCAGAUAUCAUGUUGAUUGUUGCUGCUUGUGGUGUUUGUGUGAAUAUAGUGUAAGUCAACAGAACUAACAGAUGAAGAUGUUUGGUACAUGGAGAUUUGAAGUGUGAAGAUGAUAUACACAGGGUGUCCACAGGCCUUGAAAAUCCUGGAAAAUCCUUGAAAAUCAGUAGAAGUCCUUGAAAGUCCUGGAAUUAAUUUCCUUAAUCUCCAGCUGUGCCAACAUUGAAUUAUUUGCUGGUCAAAUCUGUGCCAUUUUCCAUAUACCUGUAUCUUCUUUUUCCCCACGUUACCUAAUAUAUUUGUUUGUUUGUUUGUUUGUUUGUUUGUUUGUUUGUUUGUUUGUUUGUUUGUUUGUUUGUUUGUUUGUUUGUUUGUUUGUUUGUUUGUUUGUUUGUUUGUUUGUUUUUGUCUGUUUUUGUUUGUUUUUGUUUGUUUUUGUUUGUUUUUGUUUGUUUGUUUGUUUGUUUGUUUGUUUGUUUGUUUGUUUGUUUGUUUGUUUGUUUGUUUGUUUGUUUGUUUGUUUGUUUGUUUGUUUGUUUGUUAAUAGUCGUAGUUAUAGAAGGCCCAGUGUAAGAUUAGCUUUGCUAAACUGGUUUUUGUAAUACUUUCUUUAAAUAAAGUCUAUUAUUAUUAUUAUUUUCAAAGAUUUUUCCCAGUUCUAGGUCCUUGAAUUCACUGAAAAAAGGGCCUUGAAAGUCGUGGAAAAGUCCUUGAAUUUCACCUUCACCAAAGAGUGGACAUCCUGCGUACCAAUUUUAGACAUAUCCAUGAGCAGCUACGAAAAAAUGCAACCUUGCCCAAAAAUGUCGAUAACUUUAGACCAUCAUCAACUGUCACAAGAAUAUGGUUAGUGAAACCAUGUAUUUUCUGUAGGAUGGGUCUUGUGUUAGGUCAUGGUCAUUCGCAUGGUGGGAGUCACGGCUCGCAUGGUCACUCCCAUCGCAAGAGAACUAUCUCAGCGACACCCAGUGUUAAAGAACAGGCCACAGAUGAGAACGUGAAUGUCCGAGCUGCAUUUAUUCACGUGAUUGGGGAUCUGUGUCAGAGUUUGGGUGUUCUUAUUGCCGCUUUAAUAAUCAAAUUUAAGGUAACAUAGAAUACGUUAAUAUACAAACUAGAAAAUGUUUGUCAUACCAUCUUGUUUUUGUGGUGAAGUAUGCACAGACGGUUUAAUAUAGACAGACGAACAAUCUGACGAUCGAGCUAUUUGGCAGUUUGGCUUUAGUCAUUAGAUCUGGCCAACAUGAAAUAUUUUUACUGAAGAUUUUCUUUUGUUCUAGCCGAAUUGGUCUAUCGCAGAUCCAAUUUGUACGUUCGUGUUUUCCGUCAUCGUCUUAUUUACGACAAUCACAGUGUUGAGGGACGCUUUGCUCGUUUUAAUGGAAGGUAAAUCUUUUCAUCCGAACUGUUUGUUUCAUGUUAAAACAGCGUUUUCAGUUUGACUCUACUAGCUAGGUAACACUGAAUCAAUAAGAGAUGAUCCUUAGUUAGAACUGAUAUAGCUAUCCAGGUUAAAUAAAGUUAGUUUAGUGAAGUUUCCUCCUGUAGUAACACUGGAUUAAUAAGAGAUGAUUCUUAGUUUAGAACUGAUAGAGCUAUCCAGUAUAAAAUUAACUGAGUGAUAUUUCUUUAGGCACUCCGAAAGGUAUUGAUUUGAACGAGAUCAAAGAGAGGUUGGAAAAAAUAGAAGGAGUGAGGGCAUUACAUGAUCUUCAUGUUUGGUCAUUGACUGUGGGAACUACAGCGCUUUCUGCUCAUGUGGAUAUUGGUACGUUAGCUAAGCUUUCCUCAUGUAGUAACCGACAAGGGAUAUUGACAACAUGUUGACGUAUUUUUUCAUACUUCAGAAAAUCCAAGUGAAUCGCAGAGGAUUUUGGCAGAAGCGACGCAAAUAGUCGAAGCUGUAUAUCAUAUAAAACAUUCCACAAUACAGAUCGAGAAAUACGAUGAAAUGUGCGGUCCCCAAACUAUCGACACAUAAUUGAUGAAAGUGCAUAUGAGAGUUGACAGUCACGCGACCUUGGUGAGCUGUUCUUUCCCAACACUAUCAUGGAUUAUGUUUAAAUUAGAACGUAGUUAGAACACUCGCCAAACCUUUAUUUUGUUAUUCUAGGGCUUGAAAUGUCCCUUGUUACAAUUCGUCAACUCUCAUUCUCAUUUAACCCUAGGGCUUACAUGUUAGUGGCACAAUUGGCGGGAUUUCUAUUGAUGUCUUGAUUGAUGUUGCGUUGUAUUUGCCAGCCUUAUAGCAGCGUGAUCUGUACUAGCAGCGUGCAUGAUCUGUACUAGCAGCGUGAUCUGUACUAGCAGCGUGAUCUGUACUGGCAGCGUGAUCUGUACUGGCAGCGUGAUCUGUACUGGCAAUACGUUCUGGGAACAAAUCGUGUCUGAUAGUUUCGUGAUAGUUUGUCUAAUGUCGUAUUUUAUGCACAUUAUUAUUUAAUAAUUACAUAAUGUAAGAUAAAACUAUUUAUUUUGGGUUAAGUAAUUAUUUAUGCUAUUGGUUUAUAAAUGUCUUCAUUCUAUUUACAAAUGAACUAUUUAUGUGCAAUAAAUUAAAGUAUAAUAACAUGAAGUUACAGUUUUUGAUGUAUUAUAAAAUUAGGUAUAUAGGAAGUAUAUAUGUAUUAUAUACUUAUUCUUAAGGCCGUUUUCCACUAGGCGAAUUUUU
Molecule: messenger RNA, 5271 nt
Organism: Paramuricea clavata
Lineage: Eukaryota; Metazoa; Cnidaria; Anthozoa; Malacalcyonacea; Plexauridae
Source: the annotation of a GenBank genome assembly